AUGAAGCUGUUACUCAUAUUACUCAUAUCGCUGGGAACAGUAAACACUGGAAAAGUGUUAGUCUACAGUCCAUCCAUUAGUCGGAGUCAUUUGAUAUCCAAUGGUCGGAUUGCUGAUGCCCUAGUAGAUGCAGGUCAUGAAGUUGUCAUGUUCAUCCCGGAGUAUGAACCACUUACUGAGUUCACCGGAACCAAGAAAGCUAAAGUCAUUACUUUGAGGAAUUUCACUACAAGGUAUGCUGACUUUGACGAUUUUGGCAAGUUAAUGCUAACAAUUUCAAGAGUAGGAUUCAUGGAAAGACUUGAGUUCGAGAAUACCAUGGCUGAUAUGUGUGAUGAUUUGAUGAAGAGACGUGUUGAUCUAGAACAACUUCGAGACAUCCAAUUUGAUGUCGCGUUUUCUGAACAAAUUGAUUUAUGUGGAGUUGGAGUGAUUAGAUAUCUCGGAAUCAAGAAUCAUCUUUGGAUCUCGACUACUCCAAUCAUGGAUAAUGUUGCGUAUAACUUGGGAAUACCGUCGCCAUCUUCUUAUGUUCCAACUAUUGAAGACAAUGAUAAUUCGGAUAGAAUGAACUUUUGGCAGAGGGCAUUCAAUUUGUAUAUGAGUACCGGAACACAGAUUGUCAACCUAUUAGCAACUGAUAAGACUACGGAGGUCUUCAGGAAAUAUGUUCCAGAUUUUCCCUGUGUUCGGGAAAUCGCAGCAAACUCCUCGCUAUGCUUUGUUAAUUCUGAUGAGGUUCUCGACCUACAAAGACCAACAAUUACUAAAACUAUUUAUGUUGGAGGACUUGGAGUAUCUAACGAAACUAAACCACUGGAUGAGAAAUUUUCAAAAAUAAUGUCAAAAGGAAAAGAGGGUGUCGUCAUCGUUUCACUAGGAUCAAUUGUACCUUUCGGAGACUUUCCUGAACCUGCCAAACAAGGAGUUCUGGAAGCCAUCAAAGAGAUAUCCGACUAUCACUUUCUGAUCAAGAUAGCAAAAAAAGACGAAACUACCAAAACUCUCAUUACUGGAAUUCCCAACAUUGAUUUGGUCACCUGGCUACCUCAAGUUGAUCUUCUCUCUCAUCCUCUUCUGAAAUUAUUUGUUAUGCAUGGAGGAAUCAAUGGUCUUGUCGAAACCGCAUUGAAAGCAGUUCCACAAGUCAUCAUUCCGAUUUUUGCUGAUCAACAGAGAAAUGGGAGAAUGGCUGAAAGAAGAGGAAUAGGAAAGGUUCUUUCGAAGCUUGAAGUUGGAAAAAAGAACUUCAAAGAAUCCGUUUUGACUGUUUUGAAAACUCCAAGUUACAAAAAAAAUGCGAUUCGAAUUGCAAAAAUGAUGAGAGAAAAACCGUUUACUCCAGAAGACAGACUUGUCAGAUGGACUAAUUUUGCAAUUGAUCACGGAGUUUUAGAAGAAUUCCACGUGGAAGGAUCAAGAUUGAGUGGAUUAGUUUAUUAUAAUUUGGAUGUGAUGUUUACCCAGCCAGGAACCAAGAUUGUCUUCAAUGCCCCUUAUGAUGACAAACACACCUACCACAUCAAGGUGAUCAACUCUUCGGCUCGUCGUAUUGGGUAUGGAAUCAAGACAACCAACAUGAAGAGACUUGGAGUCGAUCCACCAUGUGGAGUUCUCGACCCAAAGGAAGCUGUUCUUUUGGCUGUGUCCUGUGAUGCUUUUGCCUUCGGACAGGAGGACACCAACAACGACCGUAUCACCGUCGAAUGGACCAACACUCCAGAUGGUGCUGCCAAGCAGUUCCGUCGUGAAUGGUUCCAAGGAGAUGGAAUGGUCCGUCGUAAGAACUUGCCAAUCGAGUACAACCCAUAG
This is a messenger RNA of Caenorhabditis remanei, 1812 nucleotides long. RefSeq lists its product as uncharacterized. Gene Ontology annotation, molecular function: UDP-glycosyltransferase activity. Lineage: Eukaryota; Metazoa; Nematoda; Chromadorea; Rhabditida; Rhabditidae. Bases 1 to 1812 code for a protein of 603 amino acids. The record is from RefSeq and is a predicted model, not a curated record. The transcript is spliced from 8 exons.